This is a messenger RNA of Acanthosepion pharaonis, 1668 nucleotides long. The record is from the annotation of a GenBank genome assembly. Lineage: Eukaryota; Metazoa; Mollusca; Cephalopoda; Sepiida; Sepiidae.
AUGUUUCAUUCGUUACAGGAAAUCUAUCUAUCUAUCUAUCUAUCUAUCUAUCUAUCUAUCUAUCUCAACCUAUUCAUAUAUAUGUCUAUUCCUAUCUAUCUAUCUAUCUAUCUAUCUAUCUAUCUCAGUCUGUUCAUAUCUAAGUUUGUUCGUAUCUAUCUCAAUUUGUUCCUAUCUAUUUGUCUGUCUCAGUCUAUAUUCCUGUCUAUCUCAGCCAGUUCAUAUCUAUCUAUCUAUCUAUCUAUCUAUCUAUCUAUCUAUCUAUCUAUCUAUCUAUCAAUUUGCAUCUACUGCAAGGAAAUCUGUUUCGCGGCCGAAGGGCAUAGAUAUGCUUCCACGAUUUUUUUUUCUGUCGACAACCUUCCUUGUUUCCUUCCACCGUUCUUUCUUUGCUUCUUUCUAUCCUUCCUUUCUUUCUUACUUCUCUCCUUCCUCCUCGCCUUCAUUCUUUCCUUCCUUCUAUCUAUCAUUCUUUCAUCCCUUCCUUCCUUCCUUCCAUCCAUCCAUCCUUCCUUCCUUCUCUCCUUCCUCCCUCCCUCGCUUCCUUCCUUACUGACUUACUUACUUCUCUCCUUCCUUCCUUCUUUCCUUCCUUCCUUACUUCUCUCCUUCGUUCGUUCGUUCCUUCCUUCCUUUAUUCUUUCGUUCCUUCUUUCCAUCAUUCUUUCCUUCCUUCCUUCUUUUCACCCUUCCAUCCAUCCAUCCAUCUUUCCUUCCUUCCUUCCUUCCUUCCUUCCUUCCUUCCUUCCUUCCUUCCUUCCCCUUCCUUCCUUCCUUCCUUCCUUCCUUCCUUCCUUCCUUCCUUCCUUUCAGCUUUUUGCUUCUUCCUUCCUUCCUUCCUUCCUUCCUUCCUUCCUUCCUUCUUAUUCGUUUUUCCUUUCUUUCUUUCUUUCUUUCUUUCUUUCUUUUUCUUUCUUUCUUUCUUUCCUCAUUCGGUUUUCCUUUCUUUCUAUCUUUCUUUCUUUCUUUUUCUUUUUUCUUUCUUUUCUUUUCCUCAUUCGGUUUUCCUUUUUUUUUCUUUCUUUUCUUUCCUCAUUCGGUUUUACUUUCUUUUUUUUUUUUUUUUUCUUUUUUUCCUCAUUCGGUUUUUUUUCUUUCUUUCUUUCUUUCUUUCUUUCUUCAUUCGGUUUUCCUUUCUUUCUUUCUUUUCUUUUCUUUCCUCAUUCGGUUUUCCUUUCUUUCUUUCUUUCUUUCUUUCUUUCUUUCUUUAUUCGGUUUUCCUUUCUUUCUUUCUUUCUUUCCUCAUUCGGUUUUCCUUUCUUUCUUUCUUUCUUUCUUUCUUUCUUUCUUUCUUUCUUUCUUUCUUUCUUCAUUCGGUUUUCCUUUCUUUCUUUCUUUCUUUCUUUCUUCUUAUUCUUCCUUCAUUCCUUCCUUCCGCGAUCCCGCACUUCUGUUCUUUUUCUUUCCCAUUUUUUCUUCCUUACUAUCAUUGUUUCCUCCUCUCUGCCUUCUGUAUUCCAUGCGAAUGUACACAUUCAAAAUAUUUUUACCUUUUCAAUUUUUGCUCAAAUUUUUCUCAAUUAUAUCGACUUAAUUGCUUAUCUUAAUGUUUUAUUUCUGUUUAUAUAUGGUCAUAUAACCUGCUACUAUCUAUCUAUCUAUCUAUCUAUCUAUCUAUCUAUCUAUCUAUCUAUCUAUCUAUCUAUCUAUCUAUGUUUUGCAACCUAG